Messenger RNA from Temnothorax curvispinosus, 791 nucleotides. RefSeq names its product probable splicing factor 3B subunit 5 (gene Sf3b5). The record is from RefSeq and is a predicted model, not a curated record. Gene Ontology annotation, biological process: mRNA splicing, via spliceosome. NCBI's taxonomy places the organism in Eukaryota, Metazoa, Arthropoda, Insecta, Hymenoptera, Formicidae. The coding region runs from base 199 to 456 and encodes 85 amino acids. The transcript has a single exon. Gene Ontology annotation, cellular component: precatalytic spliceosome; U2 snRNP.
AUGUCUAUGGUUAUAACCUCAUUUCGUUCAUGGCGAACAUAACCUAUGUUCUAUGUUAAAUUGGAAAAUUUUACGAGAACAAUAACGUAAAUCGCAAAAGAGACACAAAUACAGAGGGAUACGGGCGGCGAAACGCUGAUCUGGCGAUUGAAUAUCUGCUAAGGAAGGACGAGAUCGCGAGGAAGUUAACUCAAAAAUAUGGGCGAACGCUACAAUAUCCAUAGUCAAUUGGAGCAUCUGCAAUCCAAGUACAUCGGUACGGGACACGCGGACACGACCAAAUUUGAGUGGCUGGUGAAUCAGCACCGAGAUUCCUGCAGUUCGUACAUGGGCCACUACGAUUUGCUAAAUUUCUUCGCGAUCGCCGAGAACGAAGCCAAGGCACGAGUCAGAUUCAAUCUUAUGGAGAAGAUGCUGCAACCCUGCGGACCACCGCCCGAGAAGCCGGAGGAUUAAAUUUGCUUUUGCGUGUUUCUUCCUUUUAACAUUUUUUCCCCAUGUGACAGAAAAACUCUUGUAACUCUUGGAAAAAAUUAAUUUUUUAUCCUCUUUAUAUUAUUAAAAAAGAUGUGUUUCAUGGAAAAGGAAAAUUAAUAAACUCUCGAGUGGAUUUCGUUAAAUCCGCCAAUAUUACGUGUUAGUGUGUUUGUGUUCUCCCGCAACGCAAGUCCCGCAUGAUCGACGCAUAUAUCGACCGAUCGACGUAUUGAUAUAACCUUAAUCGUGUUUGCGUUAACUGGUUAGAAGGCGUCUACGCUCCUGACCCGAUAGGAGCAACACAAAAAAAAAAU